Molecule: messenger RNA, 2285 nt
Organism: Toxorhynchites rutilus septentrionalis
Lineage: Eukaryota; Metazoa; Arthropoda; Insecta; Diptera; Culicidae
Gene: OstDelta
Product: dolichyl-diphosphooligosaccharide--protein glycosyltransferase subunit 2
Exons: 5
Coding region: 130-2016 (628 amino acids)
Biological process (GO): protein N-linked glycosylation
Cellular component (GO): oligosaccharyltransferase complex; membrane
Source: RefSeq, a predicted model, not a curated record
CAGUCGGUCAUCGUUUCUGUUCUGACGUGGUAACAUCGAAUUUUGUUCAUACCGGCAGCAGACGCAUCAGCAAGUUAUUUACUGGUUCACUACUAAAAGUCGGAUUUGCGGUUGCUUUCUAGGGAAAAUAUGAAGCUAUUAGGGCUGCUCUUGCUUUCGGCAAGUUGUUUAAUCUCGGCAGUAUGGACCGCCAGAACUGUUUCUAAACAUAUAACGCCGCAGGAACAGGAUCGCUAUCAGAAAAUAUUCGCCGAAGGUCUCAAAUCUGGCGAUUUACAAAGUUUGUACUUUUCCUCUGCGAAUGUAGUCGCUGCGGACAAAACACCGGAAGCUUGCAAGAAAUUAAACAAUGUUUACGGGGAAUCAAAGUUUAACGAUUUCGAGAAAAACUUUUAUUUCACCGGAGUAUGGAAAAACUUUGGAUGUAAGGAACCGGUUCCAGCGAAAAUAAUGGAAUCAGUGAAAGCUGCCCUCCAGAAGGAUGCUGGCUCAUCGCAGGAAAUUUACUUCAACCUACACGCGGCGAAAAAUCUCAACUUACCCAUUGAUGAGACCGUUGAGGCUCAGUUGGGAAAAAACCUCCAAAAUGUGCUGAAGAAGGACGAUUCGUUGAACAGUCUUGGUCAUGGAUUCGCUGUGGCAUCGGAGAUUGGCACCCAUGGAGCUUUCGCACACGAUCGGGUGGAGGAGGCCUUCGUUCAGGCUGAUGAGGUGGACGGUAAAAUGUUGCAAUUCGAGGGAGGCUUAAGUAUUACCGCUCUUGUGGUGAACAACGCGUUCAAAUUGUCGAAUAAUCUGAAAAAGGCCGCACCAAUCAACGCUGAUCAGGCGGUGAAGUUUGCCACUUAUUUCCUGUCUCGAUCUUCCGUCCAGACCCCGAAAGGCGUUAGUAUACUGUUGGAGGCUUUGAACACGUUGACCGGUCAGAAAGCUAUUGCCCCAAUUUGCGUAAUGCUAUCAGGUAAUGGUCAGCUUUUGCCAGAAUCACCAAUUUUGAGCGUUAAAGUGAGUGAUUUGCUUGGAAAGCCCUUAAGCUCGGCUUUGGCUGUCGUGUCCACUACUAUUACCCCGAAAGGUUCUACCGAACCACUCGCUUCUAAGGUUAAUUUGGUUCAGAGCAACACAGAUGCUACGGUUUACACCUACAAUCUGAAGUCAUUGAACCCAAGCCGUGGCCAGUUUAAGGUUAACAUUGAUGCCGGCACUUACAAACAAUCCUUGAAGAUCAAUGUUCUCGGUAAAGUCAAGGUUAAUUCGCUUGAGAUUGGUGUUGGGGAUUCGGACAGUUCCUCGGCUGUCAAGAAACACACCGUUAGCUUUGCUAAUAAAUUGGACACGGAACUAACUGCCGAUGCCCAGCAGAAGAUUGUUCUGAAGGUUCAGCUUGUCGAUGAGAUUACCAACAAACCAAUUAACGUUCAUCAGGCAUUUGUAUUGCUGCGCAACAAGGACACUAAACAGGAAAUUAUUUUCGUUACUGAAGCCGAUUAUUCGAAGAAUUACAAAUUUGAAAUGGAUGUUGGGGCCCGAAGCAGUGAUUUUGGCCACAAAAGUGGUGUGUACUCGGUUGAACUUAUCGUUGGAGAUGCUUUGAUUUCCAACUCAUUCAAAUGGCUUGUAGCGGAUGUGAACGUAAAGUUCUCCGGUGACUCGCUGAAAGCAAGUGACAACCACGCUCGUCAGCCUCUGCCGGAGAUCGUCCAUCAGUUUCGUGUCCCCGAGAAGCGUCCGGCUCGGUUGGUGUCCGAUCUGUUCACCGGCUUGUGUAUAGCCCCACUUGCUUUGCUUUUCAUCCUCUGGGCCAAACUACGCGCCAAUGUGUCUAACUUCCCACUCUCACUGAGCGCCAUAGGAUUCCACCUGGGUUUCGGUGCAAUUCUUGUUCUGUUUGGCAUAUUUUGGCUGCAGCUGAAUAUGUUCGACACGAUCCGGUAUGUGAUUCCUCUAGGGCUGGUAACAUUCCUUUGUGGAAAUCGUCUCCUGAGAACCAUCGCGGCCCGAAGUUUGGAGAAGUGAGUGAUGGGGAGACAGGAAAUAGAUCUCUGCAUAAAUUUGCAAGAUAAUAACGCUGCACAGUGUGCAGUAAUUAACGCAACAGCAUAAUGGCCCCCUUGAAAUGGGAACAGAAUUCGAUUGAAAGUGUAAUCGAAUAAUUAGAAUGCAAUCAGAAGCUGUGUGGUAAUAUUUUCAGUUAUAAUGGAAAUCGCAAAAUUCAAUACUGUUCUUACAAUAGUUGCUAAUAUAAGCUGAUUGUAUCCAAUAAAAUUUCACAAAACAGAAUAAAA